Pseudophryne corroboree (corroboree frog) is the source of this 3772-nucleotide messenger RNA. Its product is annotated as potassium channel subfamily K member 9-like. The record is from RefSeq and is a predicted model, not a curated record. Gene Ontology annotation, cellular component: plasma membrane. NCBI's taxonomy places the organism in Eukaryota, Metazoa, Chordata, Amphibia, Anura, Myobatrachidae. Gene Ontology annotation, biological process: potassium ion transmembrane transport; stabilization of membrane potential. Gene Ontology annotation, molecular function: potassium ion leak channel activity; outward rectifier potassium channel activity. The transcript has 3 exons. Bases 424 to 1671 code for a protein of 415 amino acids.
CCGGGCACGCGCAGAGCCGCUGCAUCUGCUGAGACAGCAGCCUGUCGCGGGCCAGUUCAAAAGGCACCAAGGAGUGAUGGAGCGGAGGCAGCGCUGAUGUCCGUACGGUCCACGGCUCCCACUAUUGGGCGGGUCGUGAGUGGGUGUAGGCGUGGUGGAGUCAGGUGCACGGGGGGUGUACGUGGCGUUGGUUUAAUCCAGCCCAGGCUACGGGAGCCUCAUCUCUCCAUCACUUGUAGGGGUCCUGAGGAUGAGCGUGAAUGUAGAGGAUACAGGUUACCUAGCCAGCAGACACACAGGCCCCGAAGUAGCACCUGCAAAAGAUGCCACUGGUGACCUGUGGAGUUGUCAGCUGUUAGACCCCUGUGCUGCAGCCACAGGCAACAGGAGAAUGUGAUCAUUUGCAGGUUAUUCUUUGAACGAAUGUCCAGUUUGAUGUUUAAGUCCAGUUUGAUACUAUUCCUGCACAAAAUGAAGAAGCAAAAUAUACGGACUCUCUCCCUGAUUCUCUGCAUGUUUUCCUAUCUGUUGGUUGGAGCUGCUGUUUUUGAUGCCCUUGAAUCAGAGUCUGAAAGCUCAAGGAAAAGGAUUCUAGAGGAAAAGAGGACUGACCUAAAAAAGAAAUAUCAUUUCUCUGACGAGGACUACAGAGAGAUUGAGCGAGUGGUCUUGCAAUCUGAGCCUCACCGUUCAGGCAAGCAGUGGAAAUUUGCUGGCUCGUUCUAUUUUGCUAUUACAGUAAUUACUACUAUAGGUUAUGGUCAUGCCGCCCCAGGAACCGAUGCUGGGAAAGUGUUCUGUAUGUUCUAUGCUGUCCUUGGGAUUCCUCUGACCCUGGUCAUGUUCCAAAGUCUGGGAGAGCGCAUGAACACAUUCGUCAGGUUCUUAUUAAAGAAGGUGAAAAGAUGUUUCCACAUGAGGAAGACUGAUGUGUCUAUGGAAAAUAUGGUUUUAGUCGGUUUCCUGUCUUGCAUUGGUACACUUGGCAUCGGUGCAGGGGCUUUCUCAUACUUUGAAGGGUGGACAUUCUUUCACUCCUACUAUUAUUGUUUUAUUACACUUACAACCAUAGGUUUUGGAGACUUUGUGGCCCUCCAAAAAAAUGAGGCAUUGCAGAAGAAACCACCCUAUGUGGCUUUUAGCUUUAUGUACAUUCUUGUGGGACUGACAGUAAUUGGAGCAUUCCUUAACUUGGUAGUCCUCCGCUUCUUGACCAUGAACUCUGAAGAUGAAAGACGUGAUGCAGAAGAACGAGCGUCUCUGCGGAGAGCACAGAAUAACAUCAGUCUACGGUCCAAAAUGGAUGCCAGAAGUAGGAGUUCUAUUUAUCUACCAAUAGGAGAUCGGACAAGCCAGAUCAAUCUCAUACCUGUCAUGCAAGAUGAUCCUGACAGUGGGCGACGUAGGUCCUCAAAUGCAACCUCAAGAGCAGGGUCUUUUUGCACUUGUAUGUGUUACAGAUCACCUUUUUGUGACAGCCCUGCCAUAUCACACCAUGAGGCACUGACCUGCCAUACAAACCCAGUUUAUUACAACUCAAUAUCUUACAAAAUAGAUGAAAUUUCAUUAAGCACUCGCAAUAACACUGGCUUUUCUUCACCUGACAGUAUUUUCUCACCGGACUACCAGAGGUACACAAAUUACUUCAGAAUGAGGAGAAAAUCUAUUUAAGGCAUGCCUUUAUUCAGUAUCCAACACAUUCAUUUAAUAUCUGCAUAUGAAGUCAUAUUGCCUUGAUGUAAAUCCAGAUAUUCCAUUGUUACCUAAAGAAAAACCGAGCUACAACAUGUUCUGAGUAGCUGUAAUGUAAACAACUAUCAUGCGUUGUGUUUGUCCUUUGUGUUUUACAUUGUGAGGAAAUAGAUCACAUGUAUAUGUAUAUAUACUCAUAGUUUUCUUUUUACUGUAUAUUGUGUCCUAUGUACAUAGGUAUUUGCAGCAUAUACCAACAGAAUACAUUAAUAAAAUAUGUGGUUUAAAUAAAAAAAAAACUCUAGUUCAUAUGGACCUAGCUAUUAUAGAACAUCAAUAUAAAUCUUAAACUGGAAGGUAGUCAUAUACGCUAUCUAUCUAUCUAUCUAUCUAUCUAUCUAUCUAUCUAUCGAAAUGGGUGAAGAUUGAAGCAGGCACCUAGUAGUGUAGCAUAUUAGAUAAUACCGGGAUAUCUAAAAAUAUAUAUAUAUAUAUAUAUAUAUAUAUAUAUAAAAACAAUAAAUACAGAGUGCGCUAUAACAAUAAAACUGGUUGUUCCUCUUAGGGAGCUCCUGCUUGGGGCAUAUAGAGAAACCCUCUCACCAGAAAGAAUACACUCAUAUUUCUCUCUCUAUCUAUAUAUACACUCAUAUUUCUUUCUCUCUAUCUAUAUAUACAGCAUAUAUAGACACGCAUACAUACCAGAAUAAUACUGAUAACAAGCAUAUCUGUAGAUUAAAGGUGUCUUGUCUAUUUCCAUGACUCCUAGUAGAGGAUCACCGAAUGGGAUUCAUGUAGCAGGAUCUCGUCGUGGUAAAGGGUAGUUUUACCUAAACCAAAAAUAAACUCUUUAUUGCUCACCUGUCCAGUGUUCUUCCAUUACUCCUGAUUAAGUCAAGCCACUUUUUGGGCAAAAGAGACGAAACACGUUGAGGGGCUGUGAUGCUGUGUACUCUCUCCUGCUCUCAACGUUUUCCUGAUGAUUAUUGGGAUUUUAAGAUAAGCAACAAUUGUUUUUUAUGUAUAAGCACUUUUUAUAUAUAUAUAUUUUCUGUGUGGUGUACUGAUUAAAUAUUUUGAAAAUGACUACACUAUGGGAACCUUCUCUUUUGUUCCUAUAUGUGAAGCAUAUGCCAAUAAAUAGCUGCAUCUUGUGAGAGAAGAGUUGAUAAUAAGCCCUACUGUUGCCUGCUUUGUGGGAACUAUAAAGUGUUUCCUGAUGUCGUAUGGUCACAUAUACAGUAGUUAUGCUAUCCUAUCAACUAGUUCUGGCACGCACAAUUAUUUUCCUUUACAAGUGAAUGUCUAGUGCUUUAGUCAUUAAACUAGAAGGCUUUAUUUUCUCACAUUUAAAAUGUAUAUUAUAUAUACAAGUCUGAGCAAUAGCAAGCAUGAUUUCAGACACCUGCUUGCUGUUAAAAUGGUUUAGACACAAGAGACAGGGCACCUUACGGUGAACUAGUCGCCCAGGUGAUAGGAUUGGUGCUACUGUUAGGAGUCCUGGAUCAAUGGUCUCUGGAGAACUUAAGGUAGCCACACACUAAAACGACCUUGUGGCCACACACUAAAGGUGACCACACCUAAACUUAAGGUGGCCACACACUAAAACGACCUGCAAAAGAUGCGAUUCCUUGAAUGAUUUCCCUUGAACUCCCCGACAGUCCUGGACUCUCAAUAUAGUGCAAUACACAAAAGAUAGAUCUUAAAGAUCUUGCAAAAGAUCUAGGAGUUGCCACAACCAGGAGCACGCUGUCUUUGAUGAUAGCUUCAGAUCUUGCCUGCAGUAGGUAAGAUCUGAAGUUAUGACAAACGACCAACGGGACCGAGCAUCGGAUCGUUAUCGUAGGUGAAAGGUACACAAUUUGCACUUUUACUAACGAUAUAUCAAUCUGCUGUGUCGAAAUCGUGCUCAUCGUGUACAAUAUCGUUCUAGUGUGUGGACACCUUUACACUCUGUAUGCUAAGAACUGCUGUGAACUAUGUUGUAACCUGUGACUUACUGAUAACUGCUUAUGUUUAGUUGUGAAUUGCAUACCUAUGGAAAAGCUGUGGAAAAUAAACCUGCAGUGUGGAACUUUUA